Messenger RNA from Chinchilla lanigera (long-tailed chinchilla), 1186 nucleotides. It is a transcript of the gene Spaca1, whose product is annotated as sperm acrosome associated 1. Lineage: Eukaryota; Metazoa; Chordata; Mammalia; Rodentia; Chinchillidae. Gene Ontology annotation, cellular component: acrosomal membrane. Gene Ontology annotation, biological process: acrosome assembly. The record is from RefSeq and is a predicted model, not a curated record. The transcript has 7 exons. Bases 173 to 1120 code for a protein of 315 amino acids.
GCCGCGGCGGAAGCGCGGAAGGCCGUGACGAGCCCUGACGCGUCAAUGGUUGCCUGGGCCGGGCGCCGAAGUUCGGAGUGGUUGUGGCGUGGCUUUGCUUUUUGACGCGUCGCGCCUGCUCCCUGGGCAGGGGAUUGCUGCUGUGUGCUGGGCGGCCGUGGGGCCCGGAACCAUGAGCCCCGGGGGUGCGGGUUGCCCCGCUGGGCUGCUGCUGACCGUGGGCUGGCUGCUCGUGGGCGGCCUUCGGUCCUCGAGUGCCACGAACGUCACCGCCCUUCAGGACCCUGGUGACAACCGCGAGGUCGAGGGCGUUGGCGGGGACCAGGGCCAGGGCCAGGGCCAGGACGACAGCGACGAGGACAGCUACAGUGACGUGGAGGAGGCAGAAGGGCCGACUGGCCCUACUGUGGCCAGGGAUGAUGUUUUAAACAAGACAAUAGUCAAAGAAGUAGAAUUUGGAAUGUGCACAGCCACAUGUGGUAUUGGUUUUAGAGAAGUUAUAUUAACUAAUGGAUGUCCUGGAGGUGAAUCCAAGUGUAUUGUUCGUGUAGAAGAAUGCCGUGGACCAGUAGAUUGUGGCUGGGGUCAACCAAUCUCAGAAGGCCUUGAAAGUGUCAGAUUGGCUUGCAUUCGUAUAUCUCCUGAAAAUCGGUUCAAAUAUAUAUGGAAACUUCUAAGGUCAAACCAACAACCUAUUAUACUUGGAAAUGAUUCAGCAAUCCUGGAAGUAAAAAGAGACAGUCACCCCCGGGCUUUUGAGUGUGAUACACUGGACAGCAAUGAAGUGAUAGCAUCUGUUAGAUUCACAGUCUAUACAAUGAGUGAAAUACAGAUGAGAUCAAGCCGAUCAGACACUGAUAUAGCCCUAGUAUUUGUGCUGACCACAGGAGUCAUUAUCUGUAUAUUCAUAAUCUUCAUAUUGAUCUUCAUAAUUAUAAAUUGGGUGGCAGUGAAAGCUUUCUGGGGGGAGAGGACCUCUGCAGCUGAGAUACACUCUGAGAUAAGUUCUAUGAAAUACAAAGAUUCAGUUUCUCUUGACCAGCAACCAGCAGAAGUACCCAUUAAGGAAGAUAAUGUAUUAAGUGAAUGGCCUGAAGAACCUAUGGGUGAUGUAAACUGAACCAAAGGAUAUUAGAGCUAUCAGAUUCAUUAUUAUAAAAAUAAAAUAUUUACUGAAAUUCUUUAA